AUUAAAAUAAUUAGUGUACAUUUGUUUGGGUGGAGUAAAGCCCCUUUUAAAUAGCCCUAAUGGUGACCUUGCAUGGAGCGAUUUUGUGAAACGGGCCUUUAAAGCCUGACAUAGCAGAUGACGCUUUGCGUGCUAGUGCACGAGGCGCAUUACAGGCUGUGUUACCUUCUUCCCCACGUGGAUACCCACAACAUGAGCCACAGCGCGUGAGCCACAGCGCUGUGGCAGUGACUGUCAGCGGUGACAGACAGCAGUUCCCUUUUUCGACAGUCAGAGACAGAUCCUUUCCACAACAGUUGUUGGAGCCAAUUAAGGGCGAUGUCGUCGAUUAAGGAGCCGGCCUGCUGGAAAUUCAGGUCGGGUCUUUGGCGCAGAGCCAAUGUGACCCUUGGGUGGCUCUGGAGCAUCUAUUCAAAAGCCCGGCCAGAUGGCAUCAAAGAGGUUGUGACCCUGAUGUUCCUGUGUUUGGCUGUGGCGUUCCUGACUGCCGUCAUCCUCUUUAGCUGGAUGGCGAGCAACCUGAGUUACGGAAAGUGCGUUUCUGGGGUGACGGCGGCCAUCUGCGGUGUGGCGGCCUUCAUCUCGCUCUUCCUCUGCCACCCUAUCCGCUGCGUGUUCACCAUGGCCCUGCCCACUCUGGGCACCAAAGAGGGUCGUCGCUUUAUUCUGUCAGCCGCAGUCACCCUGCUGAUGCUCAACGUCCUCCCCAACAUCGGCGCAAACGUGGCCGUCGUGUCGCACACCUUGAAGUGCAGCGGGGGCAGCCUGGCCCAGAGCCUGAUAAAUUCCUCAGAGAUAAUUAACUGGGCAAAGGGAGAGCUGGUUACCGCAGCUAUGAAAGUAAAAGAGACAGAGCUGCAGUUUGUGCGCAGCUUGAGAGAUUUUGAUCACUUUACUUACAUAAACCUCUCUAACAUCAACCAGAGGUUUAUAAGUGUCAGCCAAAAUAUUGAAAGAGACUUUUCUCAUGCUAAAUACACCAUAAAGACCAUGAAAUUAGUGGCAAGCAGAUUUUUAGCUGCCCUCUUCAUUAUCUAUCUCUUUGUUGAAUCUGCCCUUUACUUAAAAUCAUAUUUGACAGACGUGAAAUUUGACAACCCAUGCAUUACUGCCCAUAAGAAAAGCAGUUUUCAUUUGGCAAUCUGCAGAAUUUCUCGACAAGAACUUUUACAAUGUGCUCCUCGCAUAUUGGUCAUGUCUUGGUAUUUCACAGUGACCCUGUUGGUUAUUAUCUUGGAUCACGUAGUGUACCAUUUAGUCAGUGCCAGUAAACCCAGGCUGCUGGAUAUUCCACCAAUUUCCAUCAACAUCAGCUUGACGUACAAGGUUGAGUCCUACAGCCCAUCCCUCUGUAUCUUUGACCCAAGCUGUGGGACUGGGGUUUUGGUAGACUUCCAGAGGGUAUAUCCCUGGUCCAUCAGAACUGGGUCAGAGCACUGCACCUCGGACCUUUCGGAACCAGACCCCGGAGUUGCCGCCCUCCUGGGACUGCUCUACUUGUUGGCCUACAGCAUGGUGUUUCUAGAGGUGUUUGCCACACGCUGGCGCCAGGCCAUCUCUGCUUCCUUCUUCAGGAGUCAGGAGGCGAUACGACUGGCGUACCUGCAUCAACGAGUACGAGCUAAGCAGGGGAACGGCGGCGUCUUUUCCAUUGAGACGCAUGCGAGUGGUGGCUGCAGUGGCCAUCGUCCCUCCUUUCCGUUGACUGCUUACCCAGAACCACAGUGACAGAAUCACUGUACUUUUACUGUACUUUUGGCCUGGGCAGCACAGGAUCGGAGGCAGCGUGAGGCAGGAGAUUCAGCUGAAAUGAAUGAUAUUUUAUGAUAUGAACUGCCACUGAAUAAGAGGAGAAGACUUUAUUGUUGUUGAAUUGCUGGGAAAUAUAGAAUGAAACAUAGCACUACUGAAAAGCGCUGUUUCAGAAAUUUCAGUAAUUAAACUAGAAAUUUUUAGCUUCCCAGUGCGGUUAUUAAGCACGACUGAGAUAAGCCUAUUACAGCAAGAAAGAAUUCCAAAAAUUAGCCUGAGUCCUUUUUAGUCAGGAUUGCCAUAUAAUAAGCACCAUUUUACUUUGUACUGCUGGUGACCCCUGCUGGAUUAUCACAGAUAGUGGCAGGUGGAAAUCGACUCUCUUCUUUCCGUUUAAAUGUUCUUCAUUCCUCAUUUGUUAAUUCACAUUAGCUUCAUGGUGGCCUGCUCGCAGCAUGCCAGUCAGUUUAGUCCAGAUGAGACCAAGCAGGUGAAGAAAAUGAAUGGAUGGGUAAAAAUGAGAGACUUACAACUCAGUGCACAGUUCCCAAGUGGCUAUGGAGAAAAACAUUUAGAAGAAUGAGCUUUAAAACACAAUUAAGUAUGUAAUACCUGCAGAUAUAUAUUAGACCCAGUGUCUGUGGAGUUUAGGUAAAGGAAGGUAGUUGGAGGUCAUCAAGGUCAAAAAAACUGAGAGGUCCUUCCCAUUUUUCACUAGUUUAUGAAACCAUAUUCUAAUAGUCGGAGGCAAACACAGUGGGGAGAAGUAUUCGGAAAUUGCAGAGCCAUAAUCCUUAAAAGAUAGGAAAGCGAGUUGAGAAGAGAGAAGCACCUUUAAUCCACCGACCUGCCCUGUAGUAGGACCAACGAUUUCACCAUAAACCCUACGAAUGCAGUUAGAUAAAGGUCGGUCUGCUCAAGGUCAUUUCCAUUAACGAUAACAAUGAACUUCCCUCCACUUUUAUCUUUAGUGGUGAAAGGCAUUUCUUGUCUAGUUCAUACACAUGAGGGUCACGAAUGAACCGAAAGACACAGGCUGCACUGUCUCUUACAACAACUGUGUUUGUUUUUCUAGGGUACAUCCAUGUUGUUUACUUAGAACAGCCUUAAUUGCAUGAAUAUAAAAGACCUAGAGAGAUAACAGUCGCGCCGAAUCCUUUACCGGGAGUGUUAGCUGGGCAGCAACAAGCAUCAAAAAUAGCAUGGGAGGCACAACUGAAAUGAAAAUACUACAACACUUAGCAAGGAACCUGGAAUGAACAACUGCUUUUAAUUACUGGGCUAUGAAAGGAACACGAGCGAAGCUUCAGCAUUGCGCACGUCUGGUUGUGAUCUUCAUGGAGGAGACAGCUUCUAGUCGGCGCCUUGCACCUUCAGUCAAAUACGCAGCAGAAUAUAUUUAUAUGUUUUAAGCAGAUGGUCUUAUCCAAAGCAACACACAACAGGGGGAGUCAGCCUGUUCCUGGGGCAUUUAGGAUUAAGGGCCGAACAAUAAAAUCACUUUUAGUGGCCGCAGGAUUUGAAGCAGCAACAUUCUUAUCACAGACGUAGAGGCCUAACUCACAGAGCCACACGUUCAUUUGCUAAAGGGUCUGAGUGACUAAAGGGCCACGAUUUCUUUUUUCAGAAAAGCAAUAUAAUUAGCAAAUUCGACUCCAUCUUAAUUGUUUUAAAAAUAUUAAAAAUCUCUGCUUUACAUCGAAGUAAACCAGUGGGUGUAAAAAUUUAAAAGUAUCCUUUAAAAUUAUCUUCUGAUGGUGCUGUUGAUGAUGCUCAAACCAAACCAUUGACUAAUGAAUCAUAAUUAGUUAUAAAAUUUAUAUAUCUAGCCUCCUUUUCAGAUUGUGCUUCUCCUUUUUAAUCUUUGCUGCUUGAGAUCCAUUCUCUCUACAAUCCUGACAAGGAUAAGGGGGCUAAAAUGUUAAUUAACAUUGAUUGCAUAUGAAUUUACCAGAUUAUUCCAUUGAAGAAACAAUAUUCUGAAGAUACAAGCCUCAGUUCAGAAACGGCAUGGUGCGUGUUGUCAUACCUUUUUUGUACCACUGGGGGCCGCUAAGUAUAUGGAAGAUGUUCACUUCCCAUUCACUCAAAUAAAUCAUAAUGCGAAGAAUAACACUGUUUAUGAUGUUAAUGACCAUUUUACUGGGGCAUGAAUAAACAAUGUGGGGUCACGGGCCCUGAUUAUCAUUUUUAUCUAUGAGUAUGUCCAGUGAAUGGGCUCAGAGUGUACAUGCACAUAUGUAUUCACCCUGAAUUUAAUAGACACAGAGAGGCAUAUUGUGUGCUAAUGAAGCCUAAGAUGAUUAUUACAUACUAAUCAAAGGUUCCUCCUAUUUUUGUUUUCCUUUUUUAAUCCUCUAAAUUCAGAUUAGGGUCAUUUUAUUAAUGUUCUAUUUACAUAUCAUUG
This is a messenger RNA of Brienomyrus brachyistius, 4159 nucleotides long. Its product is annotated as osteoclast stimulatory transmembrane protein. Gene Ontology annotation, cellular component: membrane. The record is from RefSeq and is a predicted model, not a curated record. NCBI's taxonomy places the organism in Eukaryota, Metazoa, Chordata, Actinopteri, Osteoglossiformes, Mormyridae. The coding region runs from base 319 to 1728 and encodes 469 amino acids. The transcript has 3 exons.